Daucus carota subsp. sativus is the source of this 1689-nucleotide messenger RNA. RefSeq names its product F-box/FBD/LRR-repeat protein At1g13570. Gene Ontology annotation, molecular function: protein binding. The coding region runs from base 208 to 1578 and encodes 456 amino acids. The transcript is spliced from 4 exons. The record is from RefSeq and is a predicted model, not a curated record. NCBI's taxonomy places the organism in Eukaryota, Viridiplantae, Streptophyta, Magnoliopsida, Apiales, Apiaceae.
UUUCGUCAUAAGAUCCAACUCUUGUUUUUCAAAAAAAAAAAAAGAUCCAACUCUUCGUUUUCCCAACUCUGACUUUUUAUAUACAGUCCCCCAACUUCAAGUCUCUUUUUUUCAAAACCCUAGUUGUAUAGCUGCUAUAUAUCUUUUCUUGUUUACAUGAAUAAGCGGAUCUGAAGCGUUCUCUUUCCACAAGUUAUUUAUCAGAAGAUGAUGGCACAGUCCAGUAGGAGAAAGGUCGAUUUUGUUAAGAAAGAUAUAAUCAGUGAGUUGCCUCAGAACUUACUAGAAAUUAUCCUAUGUUUUCUGCCAAUACGAGACGCAGUGAGAACCAGUGCCUUGUCAAGAGCAUGGAGGUACCGUUGGACCAGGAUCCCACAUCUGAUCUUUGAUUUGGAAUCGAUAUUUCACAGCACGAUGAAGAAAUAUACUGAAAAUGAUGAUCCAGGACUGAAGGCGUAUAGCUUUGUUAGUGUGAUAAAUGAAGUUCUCCUACUCCACAAAGGUCCGAUCCUCAAGUUUUCACUAGACAUACCUCAAGGUUAUAAGUUUGAUACUCAAAUAGUUCAUGAUUAUAUUGAUCAGUGGAUUUCAUUAUUGUCAAAGAAUGGUACCAAGCAACUUACACUGGAUAACUAUAAUAAUCUCCUUGAAGAAUCUAAUGCACAUAAUUUCUCUGUUCUAGACCCGACUCAUUUGAGACUUUUAAGUGUUUGGUUUCCCUAUACACCCUCAUGUGAAAGAUUUGCUAAUCUGACUCAUCUUGAGCUAGUUGAUGCUACUUAUAGUUUUGGACAAAGCAUCUUCUUUUGCCCUGUACUUGAGAAGUUGACCUUAAUAAUUUGCAGAGGACUUUUCCCUAACAACUUUUGUGCUCCUAAUCUUAAAUGUCUGAUUCAAGUAUACCAUAAGUUAUCUUCCAAAUAUUCUCUAGCUGGGUUAGAAAACCUCGAAGAAUACUCUUUAAUGUUAUUAGAAGAUUGCUCCGAGGAGAUGCAAACAUUCAAUGUGGUUAUAAUCCCCGGUAGUCUACAUAAAAUUGAGAAGUUCUCCUUAGCAGAUGAUUCCUUGAAGGUCUUGGCUGCCGGAGGUUUUCCACAUAAGCUUUCGAAACCACUGCCAUACUUAAAGUCUCUAAAUAUCUUUGAUAUAGAUUUCGGUGUAUUGUGUGAGGCUUCUUGUUUGGUUUCUUUGAUUAGGAGUGCUCCCAACUUGCGCAAACUACAUAUCUCAAACUCAUGCAAUGGAGGAAAAGAUAAACUUGAGGAGUAUCAGAUAGAAGAUUCUGAAGAUUGUACCAUGCUCCAUCUUGAAAUUGUCUUGUUCAGUGAUUUCAAAGGUUUUGUUGCUGAGCUGGAGCUAGUAAAGUUUCUACUAGCCUGCUCUCCGUCACUAAAAUCAUUAUUCAUCCACCGUCGUUGCUCCAUAAAAGAUUGUGCCUCGGCAUUAAAAAUCACAGAGGAGAUGUUGCAGUAUACUAGAGCUUCAUCAAGAGCGCAAAUCAGACACUUGGAAAGCCCUGUUAAGUUUAAUGAUAAUUGUUUUGAUUGGAAACUUUUGUCUGCUUAUGAUUUGUACUAACUUGUUUGCUGCACCUUCUGCGUUUUAUGUAUGACAGUGAGAUAUACAUGUGCUUUUGAGCACCCCUUUUCAUAUUAAUACAGUCCUUGCACAUUAUGAUUGCCAAAUAAA